AUGUCGUUAACAACAUCCGAACUCUCUUUUCUACGUCUCCUUGAACGAACAAAAAGGCUAGCUAGAGAGGAUUUGGCGGCGAAUGUGUGGAAAGUGAACGCUGCAGUGCUGUACUUGGAAAAUUUGUUCAGCAGACUGCACGAUGAGAAGAGUUUGCACAAUGCGGAUACGUUGAUGCAGUACGGACGAGAGUUGAAUCAGAUGAGACUUCUAGUAGAAGCGGAAAGCUGCAAAUCAUCAGAAGAUAAACUGUCGCAACUGGAUCUCAUCCCGCGGCAUUUUCCCGAGGCGACCAUUGACAUUCGAUCGCAGGAUUCGAAUGGCACUUUACACAAGUCAACAGAAAUUGCUUCCGAGUUGCGCGUGCGAAAUCGGGCCGUUUACAGAGCAGAUUUACGUAAACAACUGCUUGGAGAGGAAAAGAAACGUAAAGAGGAAGGGUCUGAUGACUUAAUGAAACACGAAGAGAAGCAGGAAAAUAUUGCAAACGAACUUCUUUCUCUCACAAGAUCUCUCAAACAAAACAUGACCAUUGCCGGCAAUGUCUUGAAGGACGACAAUAAGCGACUUACGACAAUGAACUCACAAGUGGAUGCGAACACGGCAAAGCUUGGAACUGAGGGGACUCGUCUUGCACACCACGCCUACAAAUGUGGUUUCGAUUGUGCUUUAAUUUUUAUUGCCCUCUUUAUUUUUUGGUCUUUUAUUUGUAUGGUUGUCGUUAUGAAGAUAUUCCCUAAAAGAGUAAUAUCCUGA
This is a messenger RNA of Necator americanus (New World hookworm), 756 nucleotides long. RefSeq lists its product as uncharacterized. Lineage: Eukaryota; Metazoa; Nematoda; Chromadorea; Rhabditida; Ancylostomatidae. The transcript is spliced from 6 exons. The record is from RefSeq and is a predicted model, not a curated record. Gene Ontology annotation, molecular function: SNAP receptor activity. Gene Ontology annotation, cellular component: endoplasmic reticulum; SNARE complex. Gene Ontology annotation, biological process: retrograde vesicle-mediated transport, Golgi to endoplasmic reticulum. Bases 1 to 756 code for a protein of 251 amino acids.